Messenger RNA from Durusdinium trenchii, 1185 nucleotides. Lineage: Eukaryota; Dinophyceae; Suessiales; Symbiodiniaceae. The record is from the annotation of a GenBank genome assembly.
AUGCUUCUGGAGGAAGUGCCAGUCGCAGUCGAUUCCUUCAACCAUGAUGGGGGUGUGCUCUUUUUUUGCAGCCAUGCCCAUGAAGACCAUUUGAAAGGAUUGAAUAAAAAGUGGCGCAAAGGUCCGCUUUUCGCCUCAGCCAUUACAAGACAACUCCUUCUGCUAAAGUGGCCCUCUUUGGAGAUCACUGCAUUGGAGCUUGGGCGAACCUACCAGAUUCCAUUGAUGGAUGGCUUGGAGAUCGAAGUCUACCUCAUAGAUGCAAACCACGUUCCGGGGUCCGUGAUGUUUCUCUUUUUCGGAUAUUUUGGAAGUGUCUUGUACACCGGGGAUUUCAGACUACAUGAAAAGCAUCAAGACAUUGCUUCGCUCGCACCUGUGAGAGACAAAGGGCUCUCACGCAUCUAUUUGGACAACACCUUCUGCGACCCUCGCUUCCAACAGCCGAGCCGAGAAGACGUCGCAGCAGCUAUCUCCAAGCGCUUCCGGCGCAAAUGGCCCUGCAUCAUUUUCGUCGAGAGCUAUCGUUUGGGCAAGGAGACGCUACUGCUUCACCUGGCGCAGAAGUUGAGAAGCCGAGUUCUAGUCUCCGAAGAGAGGAAGAAAACCAUGAGGGCGUGUGGCUUUGAGAGUGACCAGGUGCAAAUUCAAAGCUGCGACCCCUUGCAGGCCUCCGAGGACUUGCUGCAGACGGAGGCCUUGAGGGGCUGCAUUUGGGCCAUCUCUCGGCAAAACUUGAGGAAAGGCAUGUGGCAGGCGAGCGAUUCGGGAUGUGCAUUCCAUGGUAUUCGUGCCACUGGCUGGGCUGAACAAGCCCGAAAGGAAGAGUCGAUGCCAAGCUGCGAAGACUUAGAUGAGAACCUGGUCGCGGUCAGUGAUGAUGGGGUGUUCCAUUACUUAUACUCAGAUCAUUGCUCCUUCUUGGAACUCGUGCAGUUCCUGCAGUUCCUCCCCAAAGCUCCAGUGACCUUCAUUUCUCCUGUGGGGUCAUCAGAGGGAACCUACAGCUUUGAUGGUGCGGAUGGCAUCCAAAAGCUCAUGGCCUCUGCCUCAGUGCCUUCCAUCCGCUACAGCGAGCGCCCCACCCGCUGCUUCGAGAAGACCAGCCUCCCCCGCGCCAAGCGGAAGGCGGAAGGUCCUCACGAGGAGGAUGGAUAUGAGCAGAAGAAGAGCGCAGGAGCGUGA